CCGGCGAUCGAAAAUUAUAAGUUCGACGUAAUAAAACUUCUUGCUCGGCACAUAGAUGUGAAACAGCUGAUUUAUUUACAUGUGAAACGUUUAUAGAAAAGAAAAAUAAAAGCAUUUUCGUGUGUGAAGUGAUUCGCGUUUUUAUUAAAUUGUGGACAUUAAUAAAUCAAAUAAAAUGCUGGGAAGUCGGCGAAACUUAAAAAGGUUGGGAAAUCCCAAAAAUGCAAAAUCGAGCAUUAAAGCACCUUAACUCAAAGGGCGAACAGGUUCUACUCGAAGGUGAAAAACGAUGUGAAAAUUGUAAGAGGUUAGAGGACAAAAUUGAUCAAAAAUUCCAAGAACUAGAAGAUAGAACGAAUCAUCAAAAUACAAUUAUAAUGGAAGCUUUGGCAGAACAAAAUGUCCUAAUUAAUAGGCUUAUUUUCCAAGAUGCAGAAAACUUGAACGUGACAUCCACUUUCCCAAUAAAAAGCGAUAAUGAACUUAAAGAGCUAGACCAAAAAAUUGAUGAUUCUAACAUUAAAAACUAUGUAAAUAUAGUUAAGAAAAUUAUUUGUAAUAAUUUGCAGGAAAACAUUGACCUACUAUUGGAGCCUGAAUUUCUUUAUGAAUAUAAUAUUGACGGCAGUCAUGGAAAGAAACGAUUGAAAGAGUAUAAAAUGUUUGAAGUUAUGAAAGAUUGCGUUAUUUCGAUAUAUGGCGCAGAAGGUGCUGAAGAAAAAAUACGAAAAGCGAUUCAUUUAUCAAAGAAGCGGCAGUUAAAAAAGUUGCUUACGAAUAAAAGAAAUGCCACCAGCGAUGUUAAUAAAUAAUGAGUAUAAACUCCUUUAAAGCCAAUUGACGAAAUUCGAUGAAUUCUUUUUUUAAAAUGAAGUUUUGUAUUAUUUUUCACAUAUUUUUCUUUACAUUAAUGAUUCAAUGAUUUUUUAAACAGGAUACAAGAAAACUGAGUAAGUGUAUGGUGUCUUUUAAUAUUAGCAUUGUUUUUCAAACUAAAUUUUAUUUUUUUGUUAAUUUUGCAUUAAACUGGGCUAAGUUUUAACAGACACCGUAUAAAUCCGAUUUUCGAACUUUGUACGAAAUGUAUGAGAAUUUUGUAGUUUCACCUAAACUUCAAACUAUUUAAUAAGAAUUUAAUAAAAAUCGAGUAUGUAGUUUUAUACCCCAUUCAAAUUUAGUAUAAUAAUGU
Molecule: messenger RNA, 1189 nt
Organism: Rhagoletis zephyria (snowberry fruit fly)
Lineage: Eukaryota; Metazoa; Arthropoda; Insecta; Diptera; Tephritidae
Source: RefSeq, a predicted model, not a curated record